UAAGCUUUCGAAACAGUCCGAUCAACGGUGCUAGGGCAGAUUGUUCGGGUCUCGGCGACUGAGAAUGGAGUGCGUAGUUCAGGGAAUUAUCGAGACGCAACAUGUUGAGGCUCUUGAGAUUCUACUUCACGGACUUUGUGGUGUUCGUAAAGAAAGGCUAUGCAUACAUGAAUUAUGCCUCAAAAGCGUUGCAAACCUAGGGUUAGUGUCGUCGGAAAUUCGCCUCAUAUGUGAUCUUGAACAAUCUGAACCCACAUGGACUGUUCGACAUGUGGGUGGUGCAAUGAGAGGUGCUGUUGCUGAUCAGAUCUCAGUCCUGGUGAGGCCUGUGGUGGAAAGUAAGGUGAGCAAGAAUGCACUCCGGAUUCUUAAUUCACUUGGCUAUAAACUAGACCACGAGCUCUUGAGAGUUGGUUUUGCCUUCCAUUUCCAAAGAGGUGCCCAGAUAACUGUCACGGUGUCAUCUAUAAAUAAGAUGCUGAAGCUGCAUGCCACAGACGAGGCUGUACCUGUAACACCGGGCAUACAGCUAGUCGAAGUGACAGCACCCUCAUCAUCCGAAAACUACUCAGAAGUUGCUGCUGCUGUAUCAUCAUUUUGUGAAUAUCUUGCACCGCUCCUCCAUUUGUCAAAACCAGGCAACUCAACAGGGGUGGUUCCUACCGCCGCCGCAGCUGCUGCAUCUCUGAUAUCAGAUGGCGGAGGCACAAAACUGUAGUGCCCGCAGAUAUACAAUCAAAAGAAGCUUUAAUUUCAUUGCCACAAAAUUCCCAACAGCAAAUGCCUAUUUGAAUGAACAGAUCAGAUAGUUUUGUGAGAGAGCACAAAUACCAUUUUAUGGGACGUGUACUAUUUUCUAUCGAUCUUAUAUGUAAAAUACUAUAUUUUGUUCAAAAGUAUUACAUGUAUGUUUUACAUAAAUUUGUAGAUA
Molecule: messenger RNA, 931 nt
Organism: Ipomoea nil (Japanese morning glory)
Lineage: Eukaryota; Viridiplantae; Streptophyta; Magnoliopsida; Solanales; Convolvulaceae
Product: mediator of RNA polymerase II transcription subunit 18
Exons: 6
Coding region: 65-718 (217 amino acids)
Biological process (GO): regulation of transcription by RNA polymerase II; termination of RNA polymerase II transcription
Cellular component (GO): core mediator complex; mediator complex
Molecular function (GO): transcription coregulator activity
Source: RefSeq, a predicted model, not a curated record